AUGGUUCUAUUUUGCAUGAAAGAGAACAACACAAACACCAUGACUCAACAAUCCUCUACUAAACCACAUGACCAAAUGGAUCUUGAAUUCAAGAAACCUCAUCAACUCAAAGACAACAGUCUUAAGGAGCACACAAACUUGGAUGUAACAAAAGGGACAUUAGUUGUUGAGGAAGAGGAGGAAAGUGGAAGAGAGAAGUUGAAGAGGCAUAGAGUUGAAAUGGCUGGAAGAGUGUGGAUUCCAGAUAUAUGGGGACAAGAGGAGUUUUUGAAGGAUUGGAUAGAUUGUACAACGUUUGAUCCUCCUUUGAUUUCUUCUGCCAAAAUUGUGACAGCAAGAACAGCUUUGGUUCAAGAAGCUACUGCUACAGCUAGGUGUUGA
Messenger RNA from Lathyrus sativus (Indian pea), 381 nucleotides. NCBI's taxonomy places the organism in Eukaryota, Viridiplantae, Streptophyta, Magnoliopsida, Fabales, Fabaceae. The record is from the annotation of a GenBank genome assembly.